GCAACCUUAUUUUCUUCCCUACUACCCAGGAAAGGGGCUGAUGUGGGCUAGGCUCCGAGGCAAUAUCGGCGGGGUUAAGACUUGGAGAUCUCCCUAUAAUUAUUUCUUGUCGUCCUAGAUGUUCUAGGAUACAACAGAUAUUCGGACGUCUCACACAGUCACGCCGGACGACAACUCAACCACCACCAUGAUGACCCAAAGCCUGCUCCCAGCAGUCCUAUCUGCCCUCUUGUGGGCACACGGAUCGCAUGCCGAUGGCGCCUCCGAGUUCGUUGGCCGUGGCCAGAUCCAGGUCCUGAACAACACCGACGUUGCAACAGCGUCCAUCGCCGACAGGAUCGGCUGCAUGAACGCGCGCGGCGAGUUUGUGCUCGACGACUGCGCUGUCUUCACCCGCCUCGACGCCUCCCCCAACACGCUGUCCACGUCCGCCGGCAACUGCACUUUCCAGAACCCGAACAUGCCGCUCAACACGGACAGCAUCUACGGCCAAGACUCACACUCCUGGUUCUGCGGAGAGGGGAAGUGGACUCAAUACGACGAGUAUUAUUAUACUAUUGAGGGUUUCCUCAGACCAUUCGUUUGCAACGGCAAUAUCAACUGCAACUACGAUAUUAAAGCGAUUGUGCCUACAGAGGGAGACGCCCUACCUGCGUGGCAAUACUAUUGGGGGAGCCAGCAGAUGGAUAUCGAGGCGGGUCAUUGGCGGGUGUUGUGGCUGUGGGUGCCUGUGGAUAAGGAGUAGGAGUGUAUGUUUGGGAAGAGUUGUGAGCAUCAAGGGAGCUUGUGGCAGAGGAAUGGUUUGUUACGGAGUCAAUCCAUCACACGCCGCGGGC
Molecule: messenger RNA, 836 nt
Organism: Chaetomium fimeti
Lineage: Eukaryota; Fungi; Ascomycota; Sordariomycetes; Sordariales; Chaetomiaceae
Exons: 3
Coding region: 188-745 (185 amino acids)
Source: RefSeq, a predicted model, not a curated record